Clonostachys byssicola is the source of this 894-nucleotide messenger RNA. Lineage: Eukaryota; Fungi; Ascomycota; Sordariomycetes; Hypocreales; Bionectriaceae. The record is from the annotation of a GenBank genome assembly.
AUGGCGCUUGAAUUCGCAGUGCUGGACGUCUUUACGUCAAAGCCAUUCCGAGGUAAUCCUUUGGCUAUAGUCAGAGUGCCCUCAGAGGUCGGACUCUCCCAGGCGCAGAAGCAAGCCAUCGCCAAAGAAUUCAAUCUCUCCGAGACCGUCUUUCUUCAUCAGCAAACAGAGACGGACGUACAGAACAGAGAGGCGCGCAUCGACAUCUUCACGCCUAUCGCCGAACUUCCGUUUGCAGGACACCCAACUGUCGGGACAUCCAACUAUAUCUUGCACCAUGUAAAGCUUGAGACUGCACGCACACUCGUCGCCAAAGCCGGCCGUCUUCCUUUCCAGGCUCAAGGCGACGGAGUGCUUUUGUCGGUUCCUCACAAUGUGCACAUACACGCGCAACCCUUUUCAGAUCGGGAUUUCGGACACUACCCGGUCGUAAGCAUCGUCAAAGGGAUGAACUUCAUCCUGGCACAGCUCCCCGACCUGGAAGCUCUCGCCAAGCCCACCGAGAAUUUGCUUGGCACCGCAAACACGUACACGGCCAAAGAGCGGCUGGACGAGGGCUGGCGCGAUGGGAUAGUCAACACGUACUAUUUUGUAGAUCUCGGGACCCAGGAAGACGGGACUAGGAACCUGAGAACUCGUGGGCUAGGAUCUCGCGAGGACCCGGCUACCGGUAGCGCUGCGUCUGCCCUGUCGUCGUAUCUGACACUAAGCGAGGGAAAGGGGGGACCGCUCACGCGGAGUUACCACAUCACCCAAGGUGUGGAAAUGGGCAGGAGGGGUGACAUACAUGUGAAGGUGGUUCUUGAGGAGAACCGUCGGGAGAUCAAGGAGGUUUUCCUUGGCGGGGAAGCCGUGCCUACCUCCGAAGGGAAGAUUCAAAUCCCUUCGCUAUAG